AUGCGAGCUCUCACAGAAAGCGGCAGGGACAACCUGGGUGCUUGCAUUGCCAUGAUCAUCUUGACGACACUCGCCACGAUUGCAAGGUUUGCUGUCAAGACGAGCCGCCAUCAGGCGCCCACCGGUGCCGACUGGUUGUGCCUAUUGUCCAUGCCUCUGUUCUACACUUACUGCGGGCUGAUCAUCCACUUCAUUGUCGACACGUCCCUGUAUGGCUCAUUUGACAUUGAACCGACGCGGGGCCUCGUGGAGCUGAGGAAUCUUCUCAAGACGACUUACGCGUCCGAGAUACUCUUCGGACUCAUCAUCACUAUUGCCAAGCUCAGCAUCCUUUGGCUCUACUACACCAUCUUCUCCGGCGCCAACAGCACCCUGAACAAGCUCGUCAUCAAGGGGGCCGCGGUCGCCUGCCUUGUCUGGUUUGUCGUGGCCACGUUUGUCGUCGUCUUCCAAUGCAAUCCCAUCCACGCGUACUGGGACAACUAUGUGAUGAAGCCUUGGUGCUUCAGCAGUCCGCGCCUCCUGCUCGGCUACGAAAUGACCAACUUGUUCUUCGACGUUGCCAUCCUGUGCAUUCCGGUGCCCAUUGUGUGGAAGCUGCGUCUGUCGUCGUUCAAGAAGAUGGGUGUCUUGGUCAUCUUCCUCCUGGGCGCUUUCGUUUGCGUGGCAAGCAUUGUACGAUUGAGCAUGAUUUGGCACCCUCCAGACGUCGAUAAGGGCGUCGACUUUUCCCCCACAAUGAUGUGGUCCACCAUACAGCUUGGGCUCGCCAUCAUCUGUGCUUGCCUACCAACACUCGGCCCUCUGCUACCCACCAUCAGCACGCCCUUUGAGUAUAUCGGAAGCUGGACCGCGUCGCUGUGGUCUCGGUCGAGCCCCAAUUCCAGCGGCCGGGGGUACAAGAUCUCCAAUCAGUACGAGAUGCCCGAUGCAGGCAACAAGCCGCCUUCCUCGUCCCAGCAUGAGAGGGAUAACAUGGGAUUCCAUGGUUCCUCCCGGAGCUGGGCGCACGGAAGUUCCGGCGACGGACAUGUGGACCACAAGGUCGAGAGGAUGCCUCCCAAGGGUAUCAUGGUGGAUCGGGAUGUACGCGUGGCUUGA
Hirsutella rhossiliensis is the source of this 1101-nucleotide messenger RNA. RefSeq lists its product as uncharacterized. The transcript has 5 exons. The coding region runs from base 1 to 1101 and encodes 366 amino acids. The record is from RefSeq and is a predicted model, not a curated record. Lineage: Eukaryota; Fungi; Ascomycota; Sordariomycetes; Hypocreales; Ophiocordycipitaceae.